Myzus persicae (green peach aphid) is the source of this 1353-nucleotide messenger RNA. RefSeq names its product pickpocket protein 28-like. Gene Ontology annotation, cellular component: membrane. The transcript has 8 exons. Gene Ontology annotation, molecular function: ligand-gated sodium channel activity. NCBI's taxonomy places the organism in Eukaryota, Metazoa, Arthropoda, Insecta, Hemiptera, Aphididae. The annotation marks the transcript as partial. The record is from RefSeq and is a predicted model, not a curated record. Gene Ontology annotation, biological process: sodium ion transmembrane transport.
AUGAUUGAUUCGCAUUUUAAUGGCAUAAUUAUUCGAAGACGGAUGGGUGUAUUAAAUGGUAAGCAGAUGAAUAUUAAGCCAAUAGGUUUUGGCGAAGGAAAUUAUUUACGGAAAUUUUCCAUUGCCACAAGUUUACAUGGAGUAAUUUAUUUAGGGGAACCCAAGCGACCAUAUUUAGAAAGGAUAUUUUGGAUUUGUGUCAUAUCAUUGGUGUUCCUUAUGUGUGGAUAUCAAAUACAACAGUUGUAUAACAAUUGGAUGGAAGGUGAUAUUAUGACAAUAUUAAACGAAAGUAAUAGACAUUUUUCAGCAUUGAAUGAUGUACCAUUCCCCGGAAUCACAAUAUGUAGUGAUUUGCAAUUGCAGAACCUAGACAAUAAUUUAACGAGUUUAAAUCAAACGCUUGAUAGGUUAUCAAAUUUGAAUCAUACUAAAGCAGAAAUUAUAACAAAGGCAAACAAAACUGCAUGGGAUCCAGAAAUUGGAUUUAAUAAAAAUGCAGAGCCAUUUAAUUUACCAUGGAAAGUUACAGGUGAUACUGUCGAAGACUCUGUUAUAAUAAGAUUCAAUUUACAAAACGAAAAUACAAGAAAACACUGUCCUAAAACUGAUAAAGGAAUGACGUUAUUUUUACAUAGUCCGAUUGAUGUACCUGCUAAUAUCCAACCUACAGCGUAUAUUGCUGUCAACAAUAUAGCUUAUAUUACAACUACAUUUACUUGGGUAACAACAUCUGAAAGUAUUUUAAGUUGGAAACCCGAUAUUCGGCACUGUUAUUAUCAGCAUGAGAGGACUUUAAAGUUUUUCAGAAAAUAUACAGUUAAUAACUGUGAUAUUGAGUGUAGAGCCAAUAAUUCAUUGAAGAUGUGUGGUUGUGUGGCUUACUACCACCCAAGAGAUAUACAUACUCCAAUAUGUGGUUCUGAAAACUACAAAUGUAUGCGACAGUAUUCAAAUGAAGUUUAUUCAAUCUUUGACAAGAAUUUGUUAACUAUGAAUACUAUAAAUGAUUGUAAUUGUUUAGAUGUCUGUACAGGCAUCGGAUUCAAACAUAACGUUGUAUACACUCAUAGAAAUUUGACAAAGAAUGUUAAAAAUCCCCAAAAAAGAAAUCAAUACAGAUCGAUUAUAGUUAUGUAUUACAAGAGGAAUUUAUGGAGUGCACAAAGAACUGCCUUGAUACCAGUUAAUGAAUUAUUAGGUAAUAUUGGUGGAUCCCUAGGAUUAUUUCUUGGCGCAAGCAUAAUAAGUGUGUUUGAGCUUGUAUACUUUUUUGUGAUACGAUUAUACGUUGACCGAUGGAAUAAAAAAAAAGUUAAAAAAGUUGUUAAAAAGAACCGUAAACUGCCUCUA